Fusarium mangiferae is the source of this 600-nucleotide messenger RNA. Its product is annotated as putative GTP-binding protein rac1. Gene Ontology annotation, cellular component: cytoskeleton; plasma membrane; cytoplasmic vesicle. The coding region runs from base 1 to 600 and encodes 199 amino acids. NCBI's taxonomy places the organism in Eukaryota, Fungi, Ascomycota, Sordariomycetes, Hypocreales, Nectriaceae. The transcript has 5 exons. Gene Ontology annotation, biological process: establishment or maintenance of cell polarity; actin filament organization; regulation of cell shape. The record is from RefSeq and is a predicted model, not a curated record. Gene Ontology annotation, molecular function: GTPase activity; GTP binding; protein kinase binding.
AUGGCUCAGCCCGGCGUGCAGUCACUGAAGUGCGUGGUGACUGGUGAUGGUGCUGUUGGAAAGACCUGUCUACUCAUUUCCUACACCACAAAUGCCUUCCCCGGCGAAUACAUCCCCACUGUCUUCGACAACUACUCAGCGAGUGUUAUGGUAGAUGGCAAGCCUAUCAGCCUUGGCCUCUGGGAUACUGCUGGUCAGGAGGAUUACGACAGACUGCGACCUCUCUCAUACCCCCAGACCGACGUCUUCCUCAUCUGCUUCUCCAUCGUCAGCCCUCCUUCAUUCGACAACGUCAAGGCAAAGUGGUAUCCCGAGAUUGAUCAUCAUGCGCCUAACAUUCCCAUUAUCCUUGUCGGAACCAAGCUUGAUCUUCGAGAAGACGCCUCCACCCUCGAAUCACUUCGACAGAAGCGUAUGGAGCCUGUGUCGUACGAGCAGGCGUUGACUUGCGCCAAGGAGAUCAAGGCCUACAAGUACCUCGAGUGUUCUGCCCUCACUCAAAGGAACCUCAAGAGCGUUUUUGACGAGGCCAUCCGAGCUGUUCUUAACCCUCGACCCACACCUUCGAAGCAAAAGAAGAACAAGUGCUCCAUUCUGUAG